GGGCCGGGUCUGGGGGGGGGCGGGGUGGGGGCCCGCGGGCCGGCGGAAGAUGGCGAACGUGGGGCUGCAGUUCCAGGCGAGCGCCGGGGACGCGGACCCGCAGAGCCGGCCGCUGCUGCUGCUCGGCCAGCUGCACCACCUGCACCGCGUGCCCUGGAGCCACGUCCGCGGGAAGCUGCAGCCCCGGGUCACCGAGGAGCUCUGGCAGGCUGCGCUAAGCACGCUCAACCCCAACCCCACGGACAGCUGUCCCCUCUACCUGAACUAUGCCACCGUGGCCGCCCUGCCCUCCAGGGUGAGCCGGCACAACAGCCCUUCCGCUGCCCACUUCGUCACCCGACUUGUGCGGACCUGCCUGCCGCCCGGGACCCAUCGGUGCAUCCUGAUGGUGUGCGAGCGGUCGGACGCCUUCGCCUCCGCGUGUGCCCUGGCCCGGGCCUUCCCCCUCUUCACCCACCGCUCGGGGGCCUCGAGACGCACGGAGAAGAAGACAGUCACGGUGGAGUUUUUCCUGGUGGGACAAGACAACGGGCCAGUGGAGGUGUCCACUUUGCAAUGCUUAACAAACGCCACGGAAGGCGUGCGGCUGGCCGCCCGUAUUGUGGACACUCCGUGUAAUGAGAUGAACACAGACACGUUCCUCGAGGAGAUUAAGAAAGUUGGAAAAGACCUGGGGAUCACCCCAACGAUCAUCCGGGAUGAGGAGCUGAAGACGAGAGGGUUUGGAGGAAUCUACGGUGUUGGCAAAGCCGCCCUGCACCCCCCCGCACUUGCCGUCCUCAGCCACACCCCAGAAGGAGCCACCCAGACCAUUGCGUGGGUGGGCAAAGGGAUCGUCUACGACACCGGGGGUCUCAGCAUCAAAGGGAAGACCACCAUGCCGGGGAUGAAGAGGGACUGUGGGGGUGCUGCGGCCGUGCUGGGGGCCUUCAGAGCUGCCAUCAAGCAGGGUUUCAAAGACAACCUCCACGCUGUGUUCUGCUUGGCCGAGAACUCAGUGGGUCCCAACGCUACGAGGCCGGACGACAUCCACCUGCUGUACUCAGGAAAGACUGUGGAAAUCAACAACACUGACGCUGAGGGCAGGCUGGUCCUGGCGGAUGGGGUGUCCUACGCCUGCAAGGACCUGGGUGCGGACAUCAUCCUGGACAUAGCCACGCUGACCGGAGCGCAGGGCAUUGCCACGGGCAAGUACCACGCUGCGGUGCUCACCAACAGCGCGGAGUGGGAGGCGGCCUGCGUGAAGGCUGGGACGAGGUGCGGAGACCUGGUGCAUCCGCUGGUCUACUGCCCCGAGCUGCAUUUCAGCGAGUUCACCUCGGCCGUAGCUGACAUGAAGAACUCCGUGGCGGACCGGGACAACAGCCCCAGCUCCUGUGCUGGCCUUUUCAUCGCCUCACACAUUGGCUUUGACUGGCCUGGGGUUUGGGUCCACCUGGACAUCGCUGCACCCGUGCACGCCGGGGAGCGUGCCACGGGCUUCGGCGUGGCUCUCCUGCUGGCACUCUUCGGCCGGGCCUCUGAGGACCCUCUGCUGAACCUGGUGUCCCCACUUGGCUGUGAAGCGGAUGCCCCGGAGGCCGACGCGGAGAGGGACUCCAAGAGGCGCAGGCUCGUGUGAGGCCGGCCGCUCCCCGGCCCCCUUGUGACACAAGGCUCUUUACCUCACUUUGCACUGAUUCAUUUUAAGCAAUUGGAAGAUUAUACCUUAAGAUAGGCUUUGGUUUGUUUUUAUCUUUAGUUGUCACAGUGAUAGAAACAGCUCCUUCAUUAAGACAGCUCAGGGUCUGGGGGAUGGCCCGGGGCGGGGGGCGCUGGGGCUCGCGGCUGUUUGAGUUACCCGCCAGGCCUCCUGCCGGCUUCUGCACACUCUCCUCCCUGCAGGGGCCUCCGCACGCACGACCUUGAGGCUCCGGGAUGCACAGAUGACCCUGCCGCCUUGGCCAGGUGGCCUUUGGGCCUCCUGUCCCUGCUCAGUGCCCGCAGGGGGUGCCCGUGGCCUUAUCCUUGGCCCCCAGCCCCCUCGCAUGGCAUCCACGUCAUGGAGAGCCCAGGCCGUGCUCCAGCCAGGGCAGCUGCUGCCUCCAGGCAGCCCACCCCUUUGAAAGGACGGAAGUAACUUGUUUCAGGGACCCAAUUUUACGGAAGCAAGAGGAGUCUCUGGGCCCUUAGGAGUCCCUGGAGCGUGAAGUAAAUAUGGCCGCAUCACAUUA
Leopardus geoffroyi (Geoffroy's cat) is the source of this 2213-nucleotide messenger RNA. It is a transcript of the gene NPEPL1, whose product is annotated as aminopeptidase like 1. Gene Ontology annotation, biological process: proteolysis. NCBI's taxonomy places the organism in Eukaryota, Metazoa, Chordata, Mammalia, Carnivora, Felidae. The record is from RefSeq and is a predicted model, not a curated record. Gene Ontology annotation, cellular component: cytoplasm. The transcript is spliced from 12 exons. The coding region runs from base 50 to 1621 and encodes 523 amino acids. Gene Ontology annotation, molecular function: manganese ion binding; metalloaminopeptidase activity.